GCCGGCGUCCCCGCCCUCACACUCGCGCACACUCGCGCUCGGGCGCACACCGAGCAGGCACCGGCGCCCGGAGCGAGCCAGCGAGCCAGCGAGCAGCGAGCCGACGACCCGUCGGGCUGAGCCGGCCGAGCAGUGAGCGAGUCGAGCCCGUGACGACCCUACGCCCCUCGCGCCCCGUAGCUGCCCCCAGCCGGCUGGUGUCCCCGCCGCCCUCCCUGACCCAUGGCGCUGAAGAGGAUUCAGAAAGAAUUAAGUGAUCUACAACGGGACCCACCUGCUCAUUGUUCAGCUGGACCUGUGGGAGAUGACUUGUUCCACUGGCAAGCAACUAUUAUGGGACCUCCUGAUAGCGCCUAUCAAGGUGGAGUCUUCUUUCUCACUGUACAUUUUCCAACAGACUAUCCUUUUAAGCCACCAAAGAUUGCUUUCACAACAAAAAUUUACCAUCCAAACAUAAACAGUAAUGGAAGUAUUUGUCUUGAUAUCCUGAGGUCACAAUGGUCACCAGCUCUGACUGUAUCAAAAGUUUUAUUGUCCAUAUGUUCUCUACUUUGUGAUCCUAAUCCAGAUGACCCCUUAGUACCAGAUAUUGCACAAAUCUAUAAAUCAGACAAAGAAAAAUACAACAGACAUGCAAGAGAAUGGACUCAGAAAUAUGCAAUGUAAAAUCAAAAAAAAUUUUUCAUAUAUACCAGAGUACUGUAAAAUCUAGGUUUUUUUCAACAUUAGCAGUAAAUUGAGCACUGUUUACUGUUUCAUUGUACCAUGAAAUCCUUUGAAUUUUACCCACUUUACAUGUAUUUCUGAAGCAAGACAAAACAAACUUCCAAAAAUACCCUUAAGACUGUGAUGAGAGCAUUUGUCAUUUUGUAUGCAUUAAGAAAGACAUUUAUUAUGGUUUUUAAGAUACGUGGACAUCUGCAUCUUCAGCUUACAAGAUCUGCAAUGCAUCUGAAAAACAACCAAAUUAUUUUUUGCUGAAACUAGAUGUUUUUACAUGAGAAAUACUGUACGUGUUGUCUAAGAUGUCAUCAGUUUUAUAAAUCUGUAUUCAGAUUUCAUUCUUUGUUAGCUCACUUUAUAAUUUGUAUUUUUUUACUGUAUAGACUAAAUAUAUUCUAUUUACAUGUAUGUCAACUCAUUACCUUUUCCCUGUGAACAGUAUUGAAAAAACCCAACAGCUGGUAAUUAAAUGAAUUAACUGUCUGUCUCCCUUGUCUUAGGGUAUUCUGUAGAUUGAUUACAGAUUUCUUAAACCUGAAAGGAUCUUUACACUGUAAUUCUCGGUAUCCUGAUUAUGGAGAAACACUUGUUUUGAUUUUGUUAUACUUGACUUAACUUUAUUGCAAUGUGAAUUAAUUGCACUGCUACGUAGGAAGAUGUGUAACUUUUAUUUGUUGCUAUUCACAUUUGAAUUUUUUUCUGUAUAGGCAAUAUAUUGACACCUUUUACAGAUAUUAAUGUAGCUUUUUCCAUAUAAAUAAAAUGCUUUUUCUACUA
Nyctereutes procyonoides (raccoon dog) is the source of this 1500-nucleotide messenger RNA. It is a transcript of the gene UBE2D1, whose product is annotated as ubiquitin conjugating enzyme E2 D1. The transcript has 7 exons. Gene Ontology annotation, molecular function: ubiquitin conjugating enzyme activity. The record is from RefSeq and is a predicted model, not a curated record. Gene Ontology annotation, biological process: ubiquitin-dependent protein catabolic process; protein polyubiquitination. Gene Ontology annotation, cellular component: nucleus. Lineage: Eukaryota; Metazoa; Chordata; Mammalia; Carnivora; Canidae. Bases 223 to 666 code for a protein of 147 amino acids.